AUGAGCAGCUUCGGGGGCCGGAUGCGGGAGUACCCGUCGCUCUCCAUAGACCGCUUCGAUCGAGACAACCUCCGAGCCCGCGCUUACUUCCUGUCCCAUUGCCACAAGGAUCACAUGAAAGGGCUCAGAGCUCCUGCACUGAAAAGAAGGCUAGCAUGCAGCCUGAAAGUUUGUUUGUACUGUUCUCCUGUGACGAGGGAAUUGCUACUGACUAAUCCAAAAUACAAGUUCUGGGAGAACCACAUUGUUUCUCUAGAAGUUGAAACGCCGACUCAGAUUUCUCUAGUUGAGGAAGCCUCUGGUGAGAAAGAAGAUAUAGUGGUGACGCUUCUGCCAGCCGGCCACUGCCCGGGUUCAGUCAUGUUUCUGUUUCAAGGUGGAAACGGCACUGUGCUGUACACGGGGGACUUCAGGCUUGCGAAAGGAGAAGCAGCCAGAAUGGAACUUUUGCAUUCAGGAAACAGAGUGAAAGACAUCCAGAGCGUGUAUUUAGAUACCACUUUCUGCGAUCCAAAAUUUUAUCAGAUACCGAGCAGGGAGGAAUGUAUGAAGGGCAUCUUAGAGCUGGUGCGAAGCUGGAUCACUCUGAGUCCCUAUCAUGUGGUCUGGCUGAACUGCAAAGCGGCUUACGGCUACGAAUAUUUGUUCACAAACCUAAGUGAGGAGCUUGGUGUCAGGGUACAUGUGAACAGAUUGGACAUGUUUAAAAACAUGCCCGAAAUCCUCUGCCACGUUACCUCGGAUCGGCACACUCAGAUCCACGCCUGUCGCCAUCCACGGGAUGACGAAUUGUUUCGAGGAAACAGGCUUCCCUGUGGGAUGAUUUCCCAGGACGGGAGGCGCCUGCACAUCAUUAGCAUCAAGCCGUCGACAAUGUGGUUUGGAGAAAGGACACGGAAAACCAAUGUAAUUGUCAGGACCGGGGAGAGUUCAUACAGAGCUUGCUUUUCGUUUCACUCUUCUUACAGUGAGAUCCAGGACUUUUUGAACUACAUUCGGCCAGUGAAUGCGUAUCCUAAUGUAAUUCCAGUGGGGAUGACAGAGGGCAAAGUUAUAAAAAUCUUAAAGCCAUCCUGCAGAUCGUACAGCCCAAACCACGAGCUGAGCUACAAGCCACUUGGAGCGCUGAAGAGAUCUAAACCAGUGCACUCGGCAGACAGGGAUGGUGGUGGUGGUGAUGAACUGUUUGAUGCAGAUUUGGUUCCUGUUCGACACAAAAUUCCAAAAUUGGAGCCAGAGACUAUGCCCUUGCAGAAUCAACAUGCUUCUGAAAACUCUCAAGGGAAUACUAAGGAAACAAGCUACAAGGCAACUACCAUGCCUACAUCUUUCCACGUGGAUUUCGUAGAGUGUGAGGAAUCCAAUGGUGAAGAGGAGGAGGAGGAGGAGGAGGAAACUGGGAAAGAGAGACCUCUAGCUGAAGUUCUGCCCCAUGCUGUGAACUCCCCUACCGCCAUGAAGGAUUUUGUAGGACUGGUUCCUUUAGAGCCUGCCUGUGAGCAAAGAGGGGCCCAGCAGCAGACUAACAAGGAGACACCAAAGUGGGAAGCCUUUUUUAAGCGAACUGUGGAAGAUUCAGAUGCCUCUGAACAUGAGGACUGCUGUUUGCCCACCACAGACUCAGGCGAGCCCCAGUCCCCACGUCUGUUCAGUGACGAGGACGGAUUUAGCGACUCGACUCACAUCUCUUCCCAAACCUCUUCUCAGUCAACCCACAUAUCUGAACAAGGUAGUCAAGGCUGGGACAGCCAGGUGGAUACCCUUCUCAUCUCCUCCCAAGAACAAAAGAAGCCUGAUUUUAGCCCCCUGAAGAGGGCAGAAGGCAAAGCAAUGUUCUACACAUCUCAUCUCCCUGCCGGGGAAAACAAAACGGGCACACAGAGUUGCCAGCCUUUGGAGCAUGGUGCAUCUUGUAUAAAGAACCAUGCUGAAUACAGACCCAGAGCCCAGGAGGGGACCGCAACAGUGCCUGCUUUGAGAGAGACUGUGCAGCUUCAGUCAAUUACUGAGAGGAGCAGCCUCCAAGAGAAAUCCACGACGCUCAAUCCUGAGGACCACACAAGCUCUCAGAGCUCUUUGGACUUUGAAAUCCCUUCUAGCCCUGACACAAAGGUCUCCAAACCAACUGUGUAG
Molecule: messenger RNA, 2133 nt
Organism: Euleptes europaea (tarantolino)
Lineage: Eukaryota; Metazoa; Chordata; Lepidosauria; Squamata; Sphaerodactylidae
Gene: DCLRE1C
Product: DNA cross-link repair 1C
Exons: 14
Coding region: 1-2133 (710 amino acids)
Biological process (GO): double-strand break repair via nonhomologous end joining; interstrand cross-link repair; protection from non-homologous end joining at telomere
Molecular function (GO): 5'-3' DNA exonuclease activity; damaged DNA binding
Source: RefSeq, a predicted model, not a curated record